Molecule: messenger RNA, 591 nt
Organism: Brassica oleracea var. oleracea
Lineage: Eukaryota; Viridiplantae; Streptophyta; Magnoliopsida; Brassicales; Brassicaceae
Product: early nodulin-like protein 1
Exons: 2
Coding region: 1-540 (179 amino acids)
Cellular component (GO): plasma membrane
Molecular function (GO): electron transfer activity
Source: RefSeq, a predicted model, not a curated record
AUGUCUUCGCUUAUGAUAUGUUAUUUGUUUCUGUUGUUAUGUUUGUUAUGUGAAGGCAGGGAGAUUCUAGUGGGAGGCAAGUCCAACACAUGGAAAGUUCCAGAGUCUACAGAAGAAACACUAAACCAAUGGUCAGAGAGAACACGAUUCAAAAUUGGAGAUGCUCUCCUGUGGAAAUACAAUGCGGAGAAUGACUCAGUGAUGCAAGUGAGUAAGAAAGAUUACGAGAGAUGCGACAGAUUAGAGCCUAUAAAAGGAUACAAAGAUGGUCACACGAAGAUAGAGCUAAAGAGAUCAGGUCCGUUUUACUUCAUCAGUGGCGAAGAUGGGCAUUGCCAAAGAGGGGAGAAGCUUCUUGUUGUUGUCUUGUCUCCAAAUCACAACAGAAGCUAUACAGCUGAUGCUCCUUUAACCACACCGGUCACAGACAAGGGAAGUGAUCAUGUUCUGAUCAAUCAAGCACAAAGAUCCAUUGCAACUGCUUGUUUAAUUUUUCUUCUUCCAUUAGUCCUUUUUGGUUUAGUCUUGUUACCUCUUUGAUCAUUGUAAUGCAAUCACUGCAUGGAACAAUGUAACAUGACCCAAUUUGGU